GUGAUUGCAGUGGUGUGCUUUCGGUUCCUUCUACAACCGCUCGAUAUUCAUUCUUCGCGGGUUCGCGCCCGUGGUAACAGUCGGCCGUCGAUCCGUUUCCAACUGCACGUUGCAGCCACAGAAGGGCAGCUUCCGCGACGAGAGGUUUCCGUCCGCAAGCCUACCGACACCACCCACCACGUCCACGGCCAUCCAACGCACGCCAUGAAGUUCGCACUCUUCGCAUUGGUGGCGGCCGGUUGCCUGAUAGCCCUGGCUAAAUCAGCGGAGGAGGAGUACGAUUACGAGGAGGAGCCAGCAGCGCCGGUGACCCCGGCCCCGGCUAGACCAGCUUCCGGAAGACUGGGUGGGCUAUUGUCAUCUUCGAGAGGACGAGUGAACGUCGGGAGAAAACCGACUGGCGGUGCGGGUGCAGCCGCGACGCAAUCGACCACGGCGAAGCCCGUCGAGCAGCCGCUAGAGGAAGAAGAGGGCGAGGAGGAGCUCGAUGAAAAUCAGGACCAGCAAGAAGACGUUCCCACCACCACCACGGAAUCGUCCAAGAAAGUUCGCGGCGGGGUCAGACCUUUCAGAUCGAAUCAGGAUCUGUUGGAUGCGUUGAAGAAGAAGAGAGCUCAGGUCGGGAACAAUCAUCGAGAAUCGUCAGGCAGCCAAUCCGCCUCGGAAUCGACGACGUCCAAACCCAAAUCGACUACGAACGGUCGCAGCAAAAGCAGCACCGCGACGGAAUCGAAGUCGUCGGGACGCGGCAGGUUCGGUGGAACCAGGGGUAGCAAGCCAGUGCAGGAGGAGGUCGAGGAGACCCAACGGGAAGAGGUCCAAGUGAAACCCAAGCCCUAUCGUAGAGGAUAGAUCGUUCGCGGGGAAACGCGAAUUUCCCAGCUUCUUUUAAACCACGCGGAAUAAAUAAAUCGAACGCAGCUACGGCGAUCGAUGCCCCAAUUCGUUGAUAUCCCGUCGAAGCGACACGAAUUUCUUUCCCUCCCACACCACCCCCUCACACGAAUAACGCGGUAAUUACUAGAAACGUCUCUGACCCCCUCGGUCUUCGCGCGAAAAGGCAUUGAAUCGGGAUCGCGUCGAUCGCAACAUCGUUUGCCUUAUCGAAAAGCACUCUCUGAAAAAUACUACAUGUAUAUAGAAGAAGACUCUGCCGCUCACAGAACACUCUCGAGGUACUUGCUGUACAAAUGUAAAUUAA
Colletes gigas is the source of this 1201-nucleotide messenger RNA. Its product is annotated as nucleolin-like. The transcript has 5 exons. NCBI's taxonomy places the organism in Eukaryota, Metazoa, Arthropoda, Insecta, Hymenoptera, Colletidae. Bases 205 to 852 code for a protein of 215 amino acids. The record is from RefSeq and is a predicted model, not a curated record.